AUGUCCUCUGAAACUCCCACUCGCACUCCCACUGUACAAACUCCCGCUGCACAGACUCCCUCGGAAAACGUGGUUGUCAAUCCUCCCAGCGAGGACAACGAUACCACUCAUUUGGCCCAGCAAUUCGCUAACCGUCUUCACACCGACUCUCCCAGAGACAAGCAGAAUUCUUCUUCUGUCCAGAAGGAUUGGGCCUUAUUGCGUGAUCCCGUUCUUCACACUGAACGUUUGGAUGCUAUCCGCUCCAAGAAGGGUUACGUUAUUGAUAUGGAUGGUGUUAUUUACCACGGUACCAAACUUUUGCCUGGUGCCAAGGAGCUUGUUGAUUUCUUGAACCGAAAUAACAAGAAGUAUCUCUUCUUGACCAACAACUCGGCUCCUACUCCCCGUGAAUUGCAGCAGAAGCUCAGCCGAUUAGGCAUUGAGGUCACUGAAGACCACUUCUUCACUGCCGGUCAGGCUACCGCUUACUUCCUCAAGUCACAGAUGCCCGAGGGUGGUACCGUCUACGUGAUUGGUGAACCUGGUCUUGCCUAUGCUUUGUACGAUAUGGGUUUCUUCAUGAACGACCACAACCCUGACUAUGUUAUUCUUGGUGAAGGUCCUUCUUACAACUAUGAAAAGUUGACCAAGGCUGUUCAGCUCGUCCAGCAGGGUGCCAAGUUGAUUGCUACCAACUUGGAUGUUGAAAACUUGGAUUCCAAGGGCAACAAGAUCCCCUCUUGCGGUGCUUUCACUGCUUCCGUGGAAUUGGUUACCAAGACCAAGGCUUUCUUCUGUGGUAAGCCUUCCGCUUUGAUCAUGCGUUACGCUCAGCGCGUGCUUGGUUUGAGCCGUCUUGAAACCUGUAUUAUUGGUGACCGCAUGGAUACUGAUAUUGUUGCCGGUGUGAACUCUGAAAUUGACCCUGUGUUGGUGUUGUCUGGUGUUACUGCUAUGGAAGAUCUUUCCACCUUUGCUUACCGUCCCUAUCUCAUUUUGGGUGGUGUGUAUGAAAUUCCCAACGAAGAUGAAAAGCACAACAUCUCCGAAACUGACAUGGAAGAAGCUGCACGACGUGCCUCUUUCCUGUAA
This is a messenger RNA of Radiomyces spectabilis, 1074 nucleotides long. RefSeq names its product HAD-like domain-containing protein. Lineage: Eukaryota; Fungi; Mucoromycota; Mucoromycetes; Mucorales; Radiomycetaceae. Gene Ontology annotation, molecular function: phosphatase activity. The coding region runs from base 1 to 1074 and encodes 357 amino acids. The transcript has 4 exons. The record is from RefSeq and is a predicted model, not a curated record.